AUGUGUAGUGAUGGUGACACGGGAGCUGAAGGUGAUGGUUGGCGGGACAACGGCGGUGACAUGGUUGCUUUCAUUACCGAGAUUGGCGAAGCUAUUGGUUUUCACAAUCUGCGUGCCUAUAGCAUUCGGGACCUUGAGACAGCCGGAGCAAAGUCUGUAGGACAAAUGGAGACGGAGCAGAGUCUCAGUUUGGCCUCUCUCUCUCUCUCUCUCUCUCUCUAUUCACCUACUUCCCACACCCAAUCUUUUUCUACCGACAUUGAAGGCUUUAGCCACUGUUUUGACCUUGCAACUUUUCGUCCGUAUGCAUAUUUCAUAGUCAACCAGCCAAAUCUGAUACAACGACUCUUAGUGCUCAGGUCGUUUGGGAUUGAAGAUGAAAACGGAUACAAAAGUGUAGAGGGAAACUUGAUAUCUUGA
Protopolystoma xenopodis is the source of this 420-nucleotide messenger RNA. Lineage: Eukaryota; Metazoa; Platyhelminthes; Monogenea; Polystomatidea; Polystomatidae. The record is from the annotation of a GenBank genome assembly.